UGGGUAACGUCAGGCUCCUCUGCAGACAUGGAAGAAGAGACUCCACUGCUGAACAGAAGACCAACGUCGACUAAAUCCAAGAUCAAUAACUCCAAACUGUUCCUGGCCGUCUUCUCUGCUGUCCUGGGGAACUUCAGCUUCGGUUACUCCCUGGUCUACACGUCCCCGGUCCUGCCACAGCUCGUGGGCUCCGAUGCGGACCCUCGGCUCAGGAUGGGCACGGAGCAGGCCGCCUGGUUCGGCUCCAUCUACACGCUGGGCGCAGCGGCCGGCGGGCUCGGGGCCAUGCUGCUCAACGACAUGAUUGGACGCAAGCUGAGCAUCAUGAUGUCAGCGGUGCCGUCGACUAUUGGAUACAUGCUGUUGGGGGGGGCUGUCGACAUAUGGAUGCUCCUUGUGGGCCGUUUCCUCACAGGCGUUGCGGGGGGGAUGACAGCAGCAUCCAUUCCUGUUUACAUCUCAGAGAUCUCCCACAAAGCAGUGAGAGGAGCUUUGGGCUCCUGCCCUCAGAUCACUGCUGUGUUCGGGGCGCUGGCGCUUUACGUCAUGGGUCCGGUGGUGCCGUGGCGGUGGCUGGCAGUAGCGGGGGAGGUGCCAGCUGUGUUGAUGGUUGUGCUGCUGGUGUUCAUGCCCAGCUCCCCCAGGAGGCUCCUCGCUCUGGGCAGAGAGCAGCAGGCUGAGAGGGCCCUCCGCUGGCUGAGGGGGAAACACUACGACACGCACAUCGAGCUCAGCGCCAUACAGCACAGCAUCAACACGCAGGGUAAAGUCACAUGGUCGCAGCUGGCCACACCCAUCUUCUACAAACCAAUCCUCAUCUCAGUGGUGAUGCGUUUCCUGCAGCAGAUGACGGGCAUCACGCCAAUCCUGGUCUUCCUGGAGACCAUCUUCUCCAAAAGCACCAUCUCCCUGCCGCCCAGUUAUGCCGCUUCCAUUGUGGGUGCGGUCCGCCUCUUUUCCGUUGCUGUGGCAGCCAGUUUAAUGGACAAGGCGGGACGCAAAGCCCUGCUGUACAUGUCGAGUCUGCUGAUGUUCCUGUCCUCUCUGACUCUGACCAUGAUCUCCCACACCUCAGCUUUCCCUCCAGGCCCCGCCCCUCCUAAUCUCACCAUGAGUUUGGACUACAGCUCCCACAAUGCCAUUGGAAACACUUUGGAUGCCGGCCCCCCAACUGCAGCAGCCCUCAUCCCUCUCAUCAGCACCAUGGUGUUCAUAUUUGGAUACGCCCUGGGAUGGGGCCCAAUCACGUGGCUGCUGAUGUCAGAGGUGUUGCCGCUGGUUGCCAGGGGUGUGGCCUCGGGUCUGUGCGUGACUGUCAGCUGGCUGACGGCCUUCAUGAUCACGCACGCCUUCACGCACCUGGUGGAUAGGUACGGCCUGUACGUGCCCUACCUGUGUUUCACGGUGGUGUGUGUGCUCUGUCUGCUGUUCACCGCCGUGUGCAUCCCAGAGACUCGCGGACGCUCACUGGAAGAGAUCGAGAACUAUUUCAGGACGGGGCGAACGUUCACCAUCAACAGGAGUCAGUCCAUCGCACAGUCAAACUGAAGAUCCCUUUGAUCAAAAAGGAGUUACUGCCAUGAUAUAUACCUCUGAAACAAGGCUACUGCACAGUGUUUAUUUUUUAUAAAUAUGUAAUAAUCAAUAUUAAAGGUCUAAGGUGUAUGUACAGCAAUCAGAGGACAGGACAACUAGAAUAAUGACUGACUCACAGAAGGACCACUGAUUGUAAAAAGCAAUUAACAAUAGGUCAAGAAGUAGGUAAUAAUCAUGUCACGUUAAUG
Molecule: messenger RNA, 1784 nt
Organism: Anarrhichthys ocellatus (wolf-eel)
Lineage: Eukaryota; Metazoa; Chordata; Actinopteri; Perciformes; Anarhichadidae
Gene: slc2a6
Product: solute carrier family 2 member 6
Exons: 8
Coding region: 28-1548 (506 amino acids)
Biological process (GO): transmembrane transport
Cellular component (GO): membrane
Molecular function (GO): transmembrane transporter activity
Source: RefSeq, a predicted model, not a curated record